Messenger RNA from Solea senegalensis (Senegalese sole), 3710 nucleotides. RefSeq names its product solute carrier family 38 member 2 (gene slc38a2). The record is from RefSeq and is a predicted model, not a curated record. Bases 332 to 1861 code for a protein of 509 amino acids. Gene Ontology annotation, molecular function: L-glutamine transmembrane transporter activity. Gene Ontology annotation, biological process: L-glutamine transport; amino acid transmembrane transport. Lineage: Eukaryota; Metazoa; Chordata; Actinopteri; Pleuronectiformes; Soleidae. The transcript is spliced from 16 exons.
GAGUCUCCACCUCUCCCUGUAGCAGAUCAGGGAGCUGUAAUUGAGUGCGCCACUUCUCUGUGGAAAUUGCCUUAAUUGUAGUGACUACAUUUAAUUCCUGUCUUGCGUCAGCUUUCUUUGCGUGUUUAUUUGCUGCUUGGGCCAGUGUUUCUGACUCUGAUAACAGAGGGUUCUUUCUAAACGAUAUUUCAGCUUUUUUUUUCGUUCAUAUUUUCAACGACAUCCACUGAAGGAUCAGCGGGUCUCUCGUGAAGAAAUCAUCUGGACAUCUUUUCAUUCAUUUUUCGCACCAGUGGAAGGAUUUUACAGGGUUCCUGCCUCAUCUGAAAGUAUGAAUGAGAUUGGCACCAGAACGGAGAUGGAGUAUCUGAACCAGUGUCAAGAUGAAGACAACAGCAGCUUCAGUGGCAUUGAGGCCACCUACCAGGACAAGAAAAUCCCACUGGGCUGCUCGGAUCUGGACCCAGAGAAUCAGAAAUUCCUCCCCGAAAACAGCCUGGGAAAGAAGAAGUAUGAGACUGAAUAUCAUCAGGGCAAUGCUUCCUUUGGCAUGUCCGUCUUCAACCUGGGCAACGCCAUCAUGGGCAGCGGCAUCCUGGGUCUGUCCUACGCUAUGGCCAACACUGGCAUUGCCCUCUUUGUGAUUCUCCUCGUGGCUGUCGCCAUCUUCUCCUUGUAUUCUGUCCACUUGCUGCUGAAGACGGCCAAUGAAGGAGGUGCACUUGUGUACGAGCAGCUGGGCUACAAAGCCUUCGGGUUGCCGGGGAAACUGGCUGCAUCCUUCUCCAUUACCAUGCAGAACAUUGGAGCCAUGUCAAGCUACCUCUACAUCGUCAAAUACGAGCUGCCCAUCGUCAUUCUGAAUUUUGUGGGACCCAACAAUGAAGAGUGGUACACUAACGGAGACUACCUGGUGCUGCUGGUGUCCUUCUUCAUCAUCCUGCCCCUGUCUCUGCUCAAGAACUUAGGUUACCUUGGUUACACCAGUGGUCUGUCUCUGCUCUGCAUGGUGUUUUUCCUGGUUGUGGUGAUCAUCAAGAAGUUCCAGAUCCCGUGCCCUCUGCCCGAGGACGUCCACGCUCUCAACGAAACCUUCAGCAAGCUGCUGAACUCGAGCUUGUCCCAACUAAACUCCACCGCCGUGGACUACAGCGAGGACGCCUGCACGCCGAAAUACUUUGUCUACAACUCGCAGACCGUCUAUGCCGUUCCCAUCCUGACCUUCGCCUUCGUUUGCCACCCGGCCAUCCUGCCCAUGUACGAGGAGCUCAAAGACCGCUCCCGCAGAAAGAUGCAGGGCGUCGCCAACGUGUCCUUCCUGGCCAUGUUCAUCAUGUAUCUGCUCGCCGGACUUUUCGGAUACCUGACUUUCAAUAUUCACGUGGAGCCUGAGCUGCUGCACACGUACUCCAAAGUCUACAAGUCCGACGUGCUCCUGCUGGUCGUCCGUCUGGCCGUUCUGGCCGCCGUCACCCUCACCGUUCCCGUGGUGCUGUUCCCUAUUCGCACCUCCAUCAACCAUCACCUGUCCAGCUCGAAGGAAUUCAGCUGGAUCCGCCACAUCAUCAUCACCGUGGUGCUGCUGGGAUGCACCAACGCCCUGGUCAUCUUUGUCCCCACCAUCAGGGACAUCUUUGGCUUCAUCGGUGCAUCUGCUGCUGCUAUGCUCAUCUUCAUCCUGCCCUCGGCUUUCUACAUCAAACUGGUUAAGAAGGAGUCCAUGAAGUCUGUGCAAAAGAUCGGGGCCACUGCUUUCCUGAUGUGCGGCCUCGUGGUCAUGAUCGGCAGCAUGACCCUCAUCAUCAUGGACUGGAUCCAUAACGCUACAGUCAGCGCGGACAAGCACGACAACGGACACUAAAGCCCCGUGCCGCAGCCGGGAUGGAAGCGAGAAAGACGGCGACAACCACAAGAUCUUACAACAACAAAAAAGAAAAAGAGUAAUGUAAAUUAAGAAAAAGACAAGAACUCACUUGCUGCUCAGCUCUGACUUCCUGAGCAACAGACCAUUGCCAUUCCAAGAGAAUGUAUUGAAACUUUGUACAGUUUGCUGUUAUAGGCCACAAAGAUGGUGUUUUACUUGUUUUUUUUUCGUCUCCCUUUUUAUCGUAGUUUUUUUGUUGUUAUUGUCGGGUUUUUUUGCUCGUUUUUACUCUCUUUUUGGUACAGCUGAAAACAAAUAUAUGAAGGUGCCUCAUAGUCUUAGAGUUCACCAUGCAGCUCACACUCAGGCGCGGCGUUACGUGCAUGUGCACGAGUGUGGCUCUGACCUCAGAUCUGGUCUUACUGGGAGAGGUACGUGCAUCUGUUGACAGCAGGGGCAACACAUUUGAAUGUUUAUCCUCCUUAAGGACAAUUAAGUUCCUUCCAACAUUUGUUUCAUCUGUUUACUUCUUCUUUUUUUUUUUUAUCCUUCUUCAACUUUGCCAAAAACAAUUUAUUUGUAAAGCAUCUUUGUAAAUUGAGAGCACUUACAGUUUAGCACACUUGUAAAAAAACAAAAACAGAUUUGUCAGUUUUCACAGGCGAGGCCCUACCACGCCACCUGCUCAGUGUUUGUACCGAGGCUUUGUGACCUUGCUUAUAGUGUCAGCUUUCCUUGUAACACAUACAAGUCAACAGAACCUGCCUUUUUGAGCCCAACACUGGGAGCUGCAGAGUAUCUCACAACAGGACUCUUGUCAAACUGUAUUUAUUCUUUAAAAACCUGCUGAAGGUCCUGUUGGAAUCGCGUGUGCAGCGACGACACUACUGCUUAUAAAAAAAACCUGGAGGCUGCUAAGCCGUCAGUUCCACCCUUCUAUGUUUAAGGGCAGGGAGGGAAACUGAAACUGUUUUUCUUUAUGAGAGAAUACCUUGAAUUUGACCACAUCUGGUGGUUGUAAUUUACCUGUAAAACUUGCAACAAAACAGAAAAAAAAAGAGAAAAAAAAGCAACCUUAAAACUAGAAAGUCAGUCGUGCUCUUUGCUACUGACGACCAAACGAGAGCGUCUGUCACCAGAUUGCGAGUGUUACACAGUUUGGUUACACAGUUUUCUGCUCUUGGAAAAUGUUUCACACUGAAGAACUUGAAAGCUUGAUGGUGACUUGCUUCCUGUUGAGUCUCGCGCCCGACGGCGCGCUGUGCUUCCAACACUAACGUUAAACAUCACCAAACUGUUGUUGUCCAACAUCUAUUUAUGGAGAAACCAUAAAAUCAAUGUAAUUUAAUCUAUUUUACUAUAUUUAUAAUAUUGUAUGUACAUACAUGUGUAUAUAUAUAUCUACUGAGUUCAACUGUAUAUACGCUUUGUUUUAACUUUUUUGAUGAAUUGGAGCUGUCAAACAAAAAUGAUAAACCCAAAACUGGUGAAUUGACGAUAUCGAAUUUGCUUUAACGCGCCAGAGCUUCUUCUGUUCGUCUUGGUUUGACCGACUGAAUUUUCCCGCUCUGAUUCUGUGAAAACUGUUACAUGUGGAAAUCCUCGAGAGAGGCCGCAGCGGUCUGUCUGUUUGUUUGUUUUUUUUUAACGGCGGCCCCUGAACACAAACCCCACCCCCUGUAUUCACAAACUGUUGUAUAUGCUCGUCUUGGUUAGAGAGUAUGUCAACCAUCUCUGGACCUCAGGAGCAAAGAGGGCUUCGCCCACCAGUGUUACACUCUUGUUUCAAUGAAACACUUUGUAUAUCCUGUAAUUAAUGUCAAAUUAAAAUCAAAGAUAAAAACUA